Molecule: messenger RNA, 2370 nt
Organism: Zygotorulaspora mrakii
Lineage: Eukaryota; Fungi; Ascomycota; Saccharomycetes; Saccharomycetales; Saccharomycetaceae
Gene: ACO2
Product: aconitate hydratase ACO2
Exons: 1
Coding region: 1-2370 (789 amino acids)
Biological process (GO): tricarboxylic acid cycle
Cellular component (GO): cytosol; mitochondrion
Molecular function (GO): aconitate hydratase activity; 4 iron, 4 sulfur cluster binding
Source: RefSeq, a predicted model, not a curated record
AUGAUCUCUGCUAGUAGAAGGGUAAAUAUCAAAAGAGCGUUGGCUACACAUGCCAGAUUCCCUUCAGUGCCAGCAGAAUGGCAAUCUAGGGCUCCCCCAUACGCUAAGAUGUUGAAGAAUUUAUCAAAAGUGAAAGAGAUCACUAACCAAUCACCUUUGACCUUGGCUGAGAAGAUUCUAUAUUCGCAUUUGUGUGAUCCUGAGGACUCAAUCACCUCGUCUAACUUGGAAGAUAUCCGCGGCAAGCAGUAUUUAAAACUGAAUCCGGAUCGUGUUGCCAUGCAAGAUGCAUCCGCUCAAAUGGCGCUUCUACAAUUUAUGACUACCGGUCUAUCUAAAACAUUUGUUCCAGCUUCAAUCCACUGUGACCAUUUGAUCGUUGGUAAAGAAGGUGAAGAGAAGGAUUUAAAGUCGUCAAUUGCCACCAAUAAAGAGGUCUUUGAUUUCCUGCAAAGUUGUGGUAGAAAGUAUGGUAUUCAAUUUUGGGGACCAGGAUCAGGAAUUAUCCAUCAAAUCGUGCUUGAAAAUUUCUCAGCACCAGGUUUAAUGAUGCUUGGUACAGAUUCUCAUACCCCAAAUGCGGGUGGUCUAGGGGCUAUUGCCAUUGGUGUUGGUGGUGCUGAUGCGGUUGAUGCUUUAACUGGUACACCAUGGGAACUUAAAGCUCCAAAAAUCCUUGGUGUCAAAUUAACUGGUCAAUUGAAUGGUUGGACCUCUUCAAAAGAUGUUAUCACUAAGAUUGCAGGACUUUUAACAGUUAGAGGUGGUACAGGAUAUAUCGUCGAAUAUUUUGGCGAAGGUGUCUCAACUUUAUCAUGCACAGGUAUGGCAACAAUAUGUAAUAUGGGUGCUGAAAUCGGUGCUACUACUUCCACCUUCCCUUAUCAAGAGGCUCAUAGAUUGUAUUUGCAAGCAACCGGUAGAGGUAUCCUAGCAGAGCAAGCCGAUGUUGCGUUAAAGCAAUAUGGACUUUUGAAAGCUGACGAAAACGCACAGUAUGAUAAAGUGAUUGAAAUUAAUCUUUCAGAACUUGAACCACAUGUCAAUGGGCCAUUCACACCAGAUUUAUCAACACCAAUAUCCAAUUUCGGUGAAAAGAGCUUGAAAGAAAAAUGGCCACAAAAAAUUUCAGCAGGUUUAAUCGGUUCGUGUACAAAUUCUUCUUACCAAGAUAUGACUCGUGCAGCUGAAUUGGUUGAACAAGCGGCAAAAGCUGGAUUAAAACCACGUAUUCCAUUUUUUGUUACACCCGGUUCUGAACAAAUUAGAGCCACGUUAGAAAGAGAUGGGUUGAUCAAAACUUUCACUGAUAAUGGAGCUAUAGUCUUGGCGAAUGCGUGUGGUCCAUGUAUUGGUCAAUGGAAUAGAGUCGAUGUCUCGAAGACUUCGAAUGAAACUAACUCAAUUUUCACCUCUUUCAAUAGAAAUUUUAGAGCAAGAAACGAUGGUAACAGAAAUACAAUGAAUUUUUUAACAUCCCCAGAAAUGGUCACAGCCAUGAUUUACUCUAGUGAUGCUCAAUUCGAUCCGACCAAGGACAGCAUAAAAUUGGAAAAUGGCGAAGAAUUCAAGUUCACUCCACCAAAGGGAUUGGAUUUACCAGCAAAAGGGUUCGAGCAUGGAAGGAAUAAGUUCUAUCCUGAAAUCGAUCCUAAACCGCAAAGUAACGUGGAAGUUAAAGUUUCCCCAGAAUCGGACCGUUUACAACUUUUAGAACCCUUUAAAGCUUGGGAUGGUAAGGAGAUUAAAACAAGUGUUUUGAUGAAAGUUGAAGGAAAAUGUACCACAGAUCAUAUAUCUGCUGCUGGUGUAUGGUUAAAAUAUAAAGGGCACUUAGAAAACAUUUCUUACAAUACGCUAAUUGGUGCACAAAAUAAGGAAACUGGUGAGGUAAAUAAAGCGUAUGAUUUAGAUAGCACUGCUUAUGAUAUCCCUGAAUUAAUGAUUAAAUGGAAGAAUGAAGGUAGACCCUGGGUGGUAGUUGCUGAGCAUAACUAUGGAGAAGGUUCGGCAAGAGAACAUGCCGCAUUGUCGCCAAGGUUUUUAGGUGGACAAAUGAUUUUAGUUAAGUCAUUUGCUAGAAUUCAUGAAACUAACUUAAAGAAGCAAGGAGUUUUGCCAGUUACUUUCGAAAAUGAAGCCGAUUACGAUAAAAUAUCAUCAGGAGAUAUACUUGAGACUGUUAACUUGGUUGAUAUGGUCGCGAAAAAUGGUAAUAAUGGUGGAACUUUGGAUGUUAAGGUUACGAAAAAAAAUGGAGACAAUUUCAUAAUUAAGGUUAAACAUACAAUGUCUAAAGACCAAAUCGACUUUUUCAAGGCAGGCUCAGCAAUCAAUCACAUUGGGAACUUACGUAGAGCCCAACAAUAG